Messenger RNA from Phacochoerus africanus (Common warthog), 2227 nucleotides. RefSeq names its product somatomedin B and thrombospondin type 1 domain containing (gene SBSPON). The record is from RefSeq and is a predicted model, not a curated record. The transcript is spliced from 5 exons. NCBI's taxonomy places the organism in Eukaryota, Metazoa, Chordata, Mammalia, Artiodactyla, Suidae. The coding region runs from base 77 to 871 and encodes 264 amino acids.
CCAGGCCGGGCCGCUCCGGGGCGGGCGCUCGGCAAGGAGCACAGCACUUGCCCCGAAGGUGUGCGAAGCGCCGGCCAUGAGGACUCUGUGGAUGGCGCUGUGCGCGCUGGCGCGGCUCUGGCCCGGGGCUCUGGGCGGCUGUGCUGACGCGGGGCGCUGCUGCCCCGGCCGGGACCCCGCCUGCUUCGCCAGCGGCUGGAGGCUGGACAGGGUCUAUGGGACCUGUUUCUGCGACCAAGCCUGCCGCCUCACCGGAGACUGCUGCUUCGACUACGCCAGGGCGUGCCCAGCUCGCCCGUGCAUCGUUGGGGAGUGGAGCCCCUGGAGCGGAUGUGCGGACCAGUGCAAGCCGACGGCGCGGGUGCGGAGGCGCGCGGUGCGCCAGGAGCCCCAGAACGGCGGUGCGCCCUGCCCGGCCUUGGAGGAGAGAGCCGGCUGCCUGGAGUAUGCGACAGCCCAGGGCCAGGACUGCGGGCACGCCUUUGUCCCUGCCUUUAUAACCACCUCUGCGUUCAACAAGGAGCGAACCAGACGAGCGGCCUCCCCACGGUGGUCUGCAGACACAGAGGAUGCCGGAUACUGUAUGGAGUUCAAGACAGAGUCCUUGACGCAUCACUGCGCCCUGGAAAACCGCCCCCUGACACGGUGGAUGCAGUACCUCCGAGAGGGCUACACGGUGUGUGUGGGCUGUCAGCCUCCAGCCAUGAACGCUGUGAGCCUCCGUUGCUCUGGAGACGGCCUGGACUCUGACGGAAACCAGACUCUCCACUGGCAGGCAAUUGGCAACCCUCGGUGUCAGGGAACUUGGAAAAAAGUGCGGCGAGUGGAACAGUGCUCCUGUCCAGCUGUUCACAGCUUUAUUUUUAUAUAGAUUAUAAGUAUUUCAAAAUGUGUUUGUAAACAUGCUAAAGAGUAGCAAGUCAUGUCCAACACUGCAUAAUCCUUUCAAAACUCUGGCCAAAUUCCCUGAAUAUAUGUCAUUGCCACACUCUGAAGUAGAGAAAGGACACUUAGAGGCCAGUUCUCAAGAAACCUCGUGCCUUCCUUUCUAUUUUUACUAAGUUGAGGACCCACACCAAAAGUCUUCUCUGGUUUUAUGUCCUUGGAUUUGUCACCUAGUCUUCUCAUUCGACAGGUGGCCCAGACACAGAGUACAUCUGUCUGAGCUAAAAUUACUACAUUUUAGUGGUCUAUGUGCUGGUAAAUUGUUACUUUAAGGGUGUCCACACUUUGCAUCUCGCAUACUUUCUUUCUAUUCCAUAAUCUCCUCAAAAUUUCUUGCUUUAAAAAACGUCUACAGAUAUAGGUACAUUCGUCUUCAUUCGUUUCCCAUUUAUUAUUCCCUAAAUUCUGAAAUAAUAACUUCGAGCAAAUUGUCGCAAGUAGUUUUCAACAGGAUAAGCUGUCUGAGCUUUAGUAAGAAUUUUGUGAUGCGAAACCAACAGCUCUGCUAAAAAUGUUUUUUACGAAAUAGAAGAAAUUUUCUUUGGUCCAUUGAAAAGAAUCAAUCCAAUGUUCAUUGUAGGUCAGUACAAGUUCCUUUCUUUUUUUUUUUUCCUUUUUUCGGCUGCCCCUGAAACAUGUGGAAAUUUCCGGGCCAGGGAUCAAAUCCAAGCCAGAGCUUUGACCUAUGCCACAGUUGCAGCAACGCUGGAUCCUUAACCCACUGUGCCACAGCGGGAACUCCACAAGUUCCUUUAAAUGUUAUAAUUUCCAUGAAGUGAAAUUUUGGCACCAGUGAAUGAAAUCGCUUAAUUAUCAGCAUUCUACUAUCAUAAGUGUCUAAAAUUGUUUCCAAGGCGUAAAGCCUGAAGUUGACUAAAAUAAUCUUGGGGUCCAACCCCAAGUUUAAUUGAAGUAAGUGUACUACGUUUUAUUUCCCAUAGCACACGUUUUCUUUUGUUUGGAGUAGAAGGCAGAGGUGUAGAUUAUCUAAAGCGUAGAUUUUUUAUGAGUGUUAGGAUUCCUGCCGACGACCCACCACAUACACACACAGAGAAGUAUUAGUCUCUUUACUUUAUAAUUGGAAUAUCAAUGAAUGAGAAACAAGUGCCUUAUUGAAGGAUCUGGGCUGACAGUUGGAGCCAAAUCUUAGCUUCUCAUCCAGGAUUUAGCUUCAACACAGGGCCUGACGAUGCCAAAGAUUCUGCUGUAAAAGUGAAGCCCCUUUCAGUUCUGAGACAAAUUUUAAAUUCAGGAUAUUUUUCUGGAGAACUGAGUCUUGAGA